This is a messenger RNA of Cryptomeria japonica (Japanese cedar), 1497 nucleotides long. Its product is annotated as scopoletin glucosyltransferase. The record is from RefSeq and is a predicted model, not a curated record. Gene Ontology annotation, molecular function: UDP-glycosyltransferase activity. The transcript has a single exon. NCBI's taxonomy places the organism in Eukaryota, Viridiplantae, Streptophyta, Pinopsida, Cupressales, Cupressaceae. Bases 1 to 1497 code for a protein of 498 amino acids.
AUGUCAAUGGACGGACUCCAGAAACCACACGUGGCGGUGUUGGCAUUUCCUGCACUGGGUCACUACAUUCCUCUGUUGGAGCUCUCAAGGCUUGUUGGGUCCCAAAAUCUGACAGUCAGCUUUGUCACCACUCCAGCCAACGUACCCCGCUUUCAGGACUUCAUUGAUGAAGCUCUAAACUGCGGUAUCGAUCUUCGCCUUCUAGUCCUUCCUACGCCACACGUGGAAGGCUUACCAGAGGGCCGAGAAAGCACCGACGUUUGUCCCCCGGAGUCCCAUGGAAGCAUCUUUGCGAUGGCCAGAAAGCUCCAAGAGCCCUUCGAUGCUUGGAUGGAACUGCAGUUCAAAGAACAGGAACUGGCGGCGCCGCCAGUCUGUGUGGUGUUCGAUUCGUUCAUGGGGUGGGCGCGACAGAGCGCCGAAAAGUUUUCGAUUUCUUGCGUGGAGUUUAAUCCCGUUGGAGCGUUUGGAGCCAGCGCGACGAACUCAGCCGCGCGUUCGAUCAUGCAGCGGGUGUUGGAGAAACAAGGGGAGGAUUGUCUUGUGUUGAGCUUGGAUCUUCCCAGGCCCGUCAGAUUUAAAAGGAAUGAGAUAAACCAAGACUACUGGAGUCCAGAUGAGAUGAAUCCGAUCACGAAGUUUGUUUUGCCGAUGUUACAGAUCGUUAGUAAAGGCGUGUCGGGAAUGCUACUAAAUACUUUCAAAGAGUUGGAGUCUGAUUAUGUCGAGCACCUGAGAAACCUGACGGGAAAACCAGUGUGGGCUAUAGGACCCCUGCUUCCGAUGAGUUAUUUUGGGGGAGCCGGUAAUAAGUUAAGCACGCGCGGGAAAAUGGCGGACAUACCGGCAGAUGAGCUUUUGCAGUGGCUGGACUCUCAGAAGACCGCUUCGGUUGUGUAUGUUUCAUUUGGGAGCGUUGUUAAACUUUCUAAAGAACAAACAAAGGCCUUGGCGAGAGGGCUAGAAGGCAGCAAACAGCACUUCGUGUGGACUAUCAAAGUUACGCAUUCCGGGAGGUCGGGAAAUGCAGAGUAUCUUCCAGAGGGCUUUCUGGAGCGAACGAAGGACCGAGGAGUGGUCAUAUGGGGCUGGGCCCCGCAGCUCUUGAUUCUUUCCCAUCCUUCCGUAGGGGCAUUCAUGAGCCACUGCGGGUGGAACUCUGUGCUGGAGAGCUUAACUCUUGGAGUGCCCAUAGCCGGAUGGCCUAUGUUUGGGGAACAGUUUCUUAAUAUGAGAACUAUGGAGGAAAUGGGUGUGGGGAUUCAAUUCUGUGAGCAUCCCGGUGGGGUUCCAGACGAAGAAAAGGUGGGGGAGGUUUUAAGGCAGGUGCUUAGUGAUGACAAGGGCAAAGAGAUGCGAACGGCUGCGCAGAAGGUGAAGGAGAUGGCCAGAAAAGCUGUUGGAGAUGGAGGAUCUUCGAAAGCAAAUGUCCAGGGGUUCGCAAGUGAAAUGCGCAAGCUGCUGAAGAUGAGACAAGAACAAUCAAGUUUGCCCUAA